AUGGAUCAAGGAGGUCGAGGUGUCGGUGCCGAGCAUGGAAAGUACCGGGGAGUUCGGAGACGACCUUGGGGAAAAUAUGCAGCAGAGAUACGAGAUUCGAGGAAGCACGGUGAACGUGUGUGGCUUGGAACGUUCGAUACGGCAGAGGAAGCGGCUAGAGCCUAUGACCAAGCUGCUUACUCCAUGAGAGGCCAAGCAGCAAUCCUUAACUUCCCUCAUGAGUAUAACAUGGGGAGUGGUGUCUCUUCUUCCACCGCCAUGGCUGGAUCUUCCUCCGCCUCCGCCUCCGCUUCUUCUUCUUCUAGGCAAGUUUUUGAAUUUGAGUACUUGGAUGAUAGUGUUUUGGAGGAGCUCCUUGAGGAAGGAGAGAAACCUAACAAGGGCAAGAAGAAAUGA
Molecule: messenger RNA, 396 nt
Organism: Arabidopsis thaliana (thale cress)
Lineage: Eukaryota; Viridiplantae; Streptophyta; Magnoliopsida; Brassicales; Brassicaceae
Product: Integrase-type DNA-binding superfamily protein
Exons: 1
Coding region: 1-396 (131 amino acids)
Biological process (GO): ethylene-activated signaling pathway; regulation of DNA-templated transcription
Cellular component (GO): nucleus
Molecular function (GO): DNA-binding transcription factor activity; DNA binding
Source: RefSeq, marked reviewed